AUGGACCCGACCGAUGCCCCCACGAGGUCCAUACCGGUACCAUACAAGUACUGCAUACAACCUAAAGACACGCUCGUUGGAAUAGCGCUGAAGUUCCAUGUCGACGGGCGUCACCUCUGCCGCCUGAACAGCCUCCCGCCGAGCACCCUGUCCACGACCCCGCAUUUACUGCACACCCGCCGGGUCCUCGCGCUGCCGCCGUCUGCCCGAGCGGAAGGCAAGGCCCACGUCUUUUCGGGAGACCUGCCCGCGGGCGAUGCAGCCCGCGACAAACUGCGGCGGGAGAAAAGGGCACGUGAAGUCGCGCGCAGUCGCUUCCAGACGUUGACCAAAGAGGCAGACUGGGGCGUCGUCCAGGCGUACGUCGCCCUGGCCGACGGCGUGGAGGACGAGCUGGAGUACCAAGCAAAGGCGAAGGAAGGCGCCGCCCUGCGGUCGCCGUUGGCCGACAUGAAUGGUGCGAGCUCGAGCUUGGAGGUGAGGGCGGUCAGUCGGUAUUUGGAUGAUGAGGAGUGGGAGGCUGGAGAGGCUCGCGAUGGCCGAGGAGCAUGCGUACCUCAAUUCCCCUUUUUGGCGGCACAGGAAGGGAAGUCAGAAACGGCCAAGAGAACUGUAUCCGGGCGAUGGUGGACGAUGAGAAGGAAGUGGUGA
Molecule: messenger RNA, 651 nt
Organism: Gloeophyllum trabeum ATCC 11539
Lineage: Eukaryota; Fungi; Basidiomycota; Agaricomycetes; Gloeophyllales; Gloeophyllaceae
Exons: 2
Coding region: 1-651 (216 amino acids)
Source: RefSeq, a predicted model, not a curated record